AUGAAAAAAAAACUAAGGGAUAAACUUCCGACUGUUAGGCAAAAGGUUACGAUUGCGUGCGGCUCUUGCCGCAAGCGUCGUUCAAAAUGUAGUGGGCCGCCGUUAUGCCUACGAUGCAAGCAGAACAACCUUUCUUGCAUUUUCAUAACACCAACGAAUAAACGUGGUCCCCCUAAGGGGGUCCCUAAAAAACCUCAAGAAAAGAAGUGCGAGAAAUGCGAUCCAAUAGAGAUCACUCAAACGAAAACCGAAAUACAGGCGAAAUCUGAUAUUCCACAAGAUCCUCCACCGGAAGUUCAAUAUCCAUCAGAACCUUUUGUAUUAAACGG
This is a messenger RNA of Cetraspora pellucida, 329 nucleotides long. NCBI's taxonomy places the organism in Eukaryota, Fungi, Glomeromycota, Glomeromycetes, Diversisporales, Gigasporaceae. The record is from the annotation of a GenBank genome assembly.